AUGUCUUUAAAACUAAAAUAUUUGUCUCAGUUUCCUGUUUUUUUGCAUCAGUACAUUGAUGACAUUGUUGAUAUGGAAGACAAUGGAAAUUAUGGUUUUAGAGUUAUUCCAACUUUACAUGGAUGGAACGAAGAGUCUUGGCAUUUGAUUCAGAUGCAUUUAGAUAUUGAAGUUUAUCAACACCAUCAGUUGUAUUUCAAUUUGUUCUAUGAGACGGUGCCGGAAGUUAGAAGUGCAUUUUUGGUUGAUGGCUUUGGUGUGCAUGGUCGUGAAAAGUGGAUGAUGAUUCCUGAUAUGGGUUACCUUAUUGCUUCUAUAUACAAUGUUAUACCACUCUCGUUGUCCACAAAUCUUGACAUCACAUUCUUCCCAUUAGUGAUAGUUCCAUGCAUAUCGUCAAGUAGUCAUAAAAUGAUUGCAUUAGGUUUUGUUAACAAUAAUCAUUGGGUGCAGGUGAAGUUGAAACCCAAUUGUCCUUUGCCUCCUGUCACAGAACGAUGUAGACAAAAUUGUAGUGAAGUUGCAAAAGCAUGUGAAUCAGCAUAA
Lathyrus oleraceus (garden pea) is the source of this 546-nucleotide messenger RNA. RefSeq lists its product as uncharacterized. The transcript has a single exon. Lineage: Eukaryota; Viridiplantae; Streptophyta; Magnoliopsida; Fabales; Fabaceae. The record is from RefSeq and is a predicted model, not a curated record. Bases 1 to 546 code for a protein of 181 amino acids.